Molecule: messenger RNA, 2870 nt
Organism: Anguilla anguilla (European eel)
Lineage: Eukaryota; Metazoa; Chordata; Actinopteri; Anguilliformes; Anguillidae
Gene: swap70b
Product: switching B cell complex subunit SWAP70b
Exons: 12
Coding region: 50-1816 (588 amino acids)
Cellular component (GO): cytoplasm; nucleus
Molecular function (GO): calcium ion binding
Source: RefSeq, a predicted model, not a curated record
CUUUGUUAUAAGGGAACUAAGCAAGCAGACGGAGGGAACGCCACGCAAAAUGGGACUAAGGGACGAGCUUUUGAAGGCGAUAUGGCAUGCUUUCACCGCGUUGGAUGUGGACAAAAGUGGAAAAGUAUCUAAAUCGCAGUUGAAGGUGCUGUCCCACAACCUUUGCACUGUAAUGAAGAUCCCACAUGACCCUGUGGCUCUGGAGGAGCAUUUCAAAGAUGACGACGAGGGGCCUGUGUCCAACCAAGGGUACAUGCCAUACCUCAACAAGUUCAUAUUGGACAAGGUCCAGGACAACUUUGACAGGGUGGAUUUUAACAAGAUGUGCUGGACUCUCUGUGCCAGAAAAAACCUCAACAGGAGCCAUCUGCUGAUCACAGAUGACUAUGCCUUCAAGAUCUGGUGCAUUUUCAACUUUCUGUCAGAGGACAAUUAUCCACUGGUCAUCGUCACCGAGGAGAUCGAGUACUUCCUGCGGAAGUUGACGGAGGCGAUGGGGGGCAGCUGGGUGGAGGAGCGUUUUGAGGAGUACAGGAUGCAGCUGAGCAGCAAACAGCAGUGCUUGAGUGUCUGGGAGCUGAUCGAGCUCGUUGGCACCGGUACCUUCAGCAUGGGCAUGGACCACCAGACCCUCUCCAUGGGCAUCAGCGAGGUCUUCCAGGAGCUCAUAUUGGACGUGCUCAAACAAGGCUAUAUGCUGAAAAAGGGACACAAACGGAAGAACUGGACGGAGCGCUGGUUCCUGCUUCGGCCCAAUGCCAUCUCAUACUACGUCGGCGAGGACCUCACGGAAAAGAAGGGUGACAUCAUGCUGGAUUCUAACUGCUGUGUUGAGUCUUUACCAGACAAGGAAGGAAAGAAAUGCCUCUUCAUUAUUAAAUGUUUGGAUAAAAGCUUCGAGAUCAGCGCAUCUGACAAAAAGAAGAAGCAGGAAUGGAUCCAAGCCAUCCAGACCUGCAUCACCCUGCUGAAGCGGGACCUGCCGGCCCCCCACCAUGAGGCACGCCUGCGGAGGAAGGAGCUGCGGCAGAAGCAGCAGGCAGAGCUGGAGCAGCUGGAGGAGAGGAUGAGGGAGCUGCAGAUCGCCAACGAGAACAAGCAGCGUGAACUGGAGGCCAUGAGGAAGAAGCUGGAGGAGACAACGGCGGAGGCGGCGGAGGAGGAAAGGCGGAGGCUGCAGACCCAGAACGAGCUGCAGGACCGUUACAGGACUGAUCUGGAGAGGGAGAAGAUGGUGCGGCAGCAGAUGGAGGAGCAGGUGGCACAGAAGUCUUGUGAGCUGGAGCAGUACCUGCAGCGCGUGCGCGAGCUGGAAGAUAUGUACCAUCGCCUGGAGGAGGCGCUAGAUGCCGAGCGGCAGGCCCGGCAGGACGAGGAGACCGUUCGCAAGCUGCAGGCCAGGCUGUUGGAGGAGGAGGCAUUUAAGCGGACGGAGCUUGAGCAGAUGCACCUGCAGCAGCAGAUAGCCAUCUCACAGACGGAGGCAGAGAAGCAGGAGCUGGAGAAUGAGCGGCUGGCCAAGGAGACGGCGCUGCAGGCAGCCAUGCAACAGCUGGAGCAGCUGGAGAGCGACAGACAAGGGGCGCUGCAGCAGUACCAGGAAGUGAUGAAGAAACUGGAGCAUGCAGCCAAUGAAACCAGGAGCUGGAAGGACAAAGUUGCACAUCAUGAGGGUCUGAUUCGUCUCAUUCAGCCAGGCUCAAAGGGGCCCCAGAGGAUCACUAACUGGGGGCCGGCAGCAUUCACUGACAAAGAGCUGAGCCUGAGGGAGAAGGAAUGGCAGGAGAAGAGGAGCAGGCCUGCCCAGGCCCAGUAGUGCCCCACCUCAACUAACACACCACCUCCUCCCAACACUGCUGUGAUGUUGUAUCAAUGUGACAAAGUUGCCUGAGUGCAACAGAGACUUAAUGUGUUAACAAUAAACCCAGGACUGCAUCACAGGGACUUUGGCUUUUGCUCUUAACACCCCAGGUUCUGUGUCAGAAUCCAAUAAUGUUUCAGCUGGGACCCAGGGCUGCAAGCUCAGAACAGCAGCAGUCAAACUUUUGUCCGAAUGCUUCUCUGUAGGUGGAAAUGUUUGUUGAUUUGAGUGAGCCUGAUGACCUAUUGCUAUCUAUAGCCAUUCUACUCAUGCCAUUCUACCUGCAUGUGGUUGAAUAGCCAAGAGAUAUUUUGGCUGUUCUGAAGGGAUGCUAUACACAUCAUUCAGUAGAAACUACAUACUCUGAUUUUCUAAGUUGUUUUUCUCAGCUUACAUUUUCCUUACUUUUACUUUUGUUGCCAAAGUGUAGAGAAGUGAAAUAUCCUAUUUCAGUCCUAUUUCUGUAUUUAUUAACAGUGUCAUUAUCUUUCUGCCACUGACAAUGUGUGCAGAAUGACAGUUUUAUUAGUUUUUAAAUGUCCACAGUUCUUGUAAUGUAGUAUGUAAUCAAAUUAAUUUUAUACAUCUCUAACCAUCAUGCUACUGUACUGCAAUAGAUUAUAAUUGUAUGUUUUGUUUGAAAUAUUAUUUAAUAAUAGAAAAUAUCUGGAAAACACUUGGAGAAACAGAGAUUUUUUAUUUUACAUUGAAAUGUUUGUGUAAAGUCCAAAAGGAAUUUUGUAUAUGCAUUUGAAAAGGGAGUGAUAUUUGAAAUGUAUAGAAACAGAGUAGUUGUGUCAUUUUAGUUUUCAAUUUUUGUGAAAUAGUGCUGGUAUUUGAUAUAAAACCAUUAAAGGACAUUGCUAAACCCCAGUUUUACUUUGUUGUCAAAAUUGUAAAUGCUUAUCUCUGUUUUAGGUUAGGCUGAAUGGAGAAAUAGUCUUUUUUUUCUGGUUGAACAAAACAUGUCACUAAAAUGAUCAAUCACAUUAAAGAAUUUUUUUCUGAA